AUUAUGUUAAUAAUUUCCAGGCUCAACUCGUAGCUACAGCAGGAUACUCAAUGGAAACCCACAAAAAUAUAGAAACCAAAGAUGGUUACCUCUUAACCAUGCAUCGUAUCCCUUACCCGAAGAACGCUAAUUAUCUCCGCGGUGAAAAACGUCAGCCUGUUUUACUAAUCCAUGGAAUGCUAGGCUGUUCCGGACAUUUCCUCCUACAGGGUGAUAAUUCUCUGGCUUAUAUGUUAGCAGAAGCAGGAUAUGAUGUAUGGCUGGGUAAUGUUCGCGGCGUAGUUUAUUCCAGAGAGCAUAAAACAUUAAAUUAUGCGAAAGAUACUGAAUAUUGGCAAUUUUCAAUGCACGAAAUGGGAAUAUAUGACCUACCUGCAAUGAUAGAUUAUAUACUGGGUGUUACCAACUCCGAAAAUCUGCAUUACAUUGGUUAUUCACAGGGAUGUGUUACAUUUUUCAUCAUGUGUUCCGAACUUCCGGAAUAUUCGAAAAAAAUCGCGUUAUUUACUGGUUUAUCACCGUUAAUUUACGUUAAAAACGCAAGACAUCCAUGGUUGCCUAUAUUGUCACGAUUUCAGACGCAAUUACGAUUUUUUACUUCACAAGUUGGAUUAUGCGGUGUUCGAGUUGGAUUGUUUCGAAAAUACGAAGGAUUAUUCACUUCUAAUUCUUGGGGAAGGAACUUUAUUAAAUUUAUGAUCUUCGCAGCUUUUGGGACGAAAUUAUACAGGCUUAAAAAUGAAACCGUUGGUACCGCUGUAAAAUUCAUCCAAGGAAUAAACUAUCAUAGUAUUUACCAUGCCAUGCAGAUAUUCAACAAAAGUAAAGCUGAACAAUUCGUGCAGUAUGAUUAUGGUACAAAGAAAAAUAUGGAGGUUUAUGGGUCUGAAACUGCAAAGGAUUAUUGUGUUGAGAAUGUGAAGUGUCCUGUGUUGUUGUAUUAUUCGGAUUCUGAUUGGUUCAUGCCAGCGGAGAAUGCCACACUACUCGCUGAAAAACUCUCAAAUGUUAUAGCACAUCACAAAAUAGAAAGUAAAGACUUUUCCCACUUUGAUUUCCUCAUCGCCGAGGAAGCUGUGGAAAAAGUAUAUAAACCAAUGAUUAGUACAUUCGCCGAUUUUCAAAAUCAAAAAGUUUAGUUCCAAAUUUUAAUUUAAAUAUUCAUAGAUAGUUUUAAUAUCUUUUUAUUAUUAUUAUUAUUAUGUAAUUAUGUAUAAAACAAUUUUUAUAUUUUAUAUUAAAAUAUUGUUACUCUAAUAGCAUAUAAACAAUAAUACACUCAGAACAAUCAGAAACGUAAAUGUUGUCCGGCUGAAUGUCCAGCUAAAUGAGUAUUAAUAGGAGUUGGUAAGUGAUUUUUAGUUCGUCCUGUCACUGAAGGAAUAUCUAGGAAACAGGAUAUCAAAUCCAUGGGUAGGGGGAAGAUGAUUGUCGAGUUCUUUUCGGCGGCGACGUUGUUUAGAGUUUGUAAAUAUCUCAACUGAAAUAUUAAUAAUAAUAAUAUGAAUGAAUAAUA
Molecule: messenger RNA, 1516 nt
Organism: Dalotia coriaria
Lineage: Eukaryota; Metazoa; Arthropoda; Insecta; Coleoptera; Staphylinidae
Product: lipase 1-like
Exons: 6
Coding region: 51-1139 (362 amino acids)
Molecular function (GO): hydrolase activity, acting on ester bonds
Source: RefSeq, a predicted model, not a curated record